CGACUGCCACAUAGCUAUCUCUCUCCGUCUCUGAUUCAACUUGAAUCGGUGCUAAGUUCUCAGGCGAAUUGAGCUGCUUUUGCUUCGAAAAGUAUGAAACUUGAUUGAAGCUAUGAAUGCGAAUCACAACCUCUGGACGGAUGGUCUUAUCUGCGCUUUCGAGUUUCAUCAAGGUCGUCGCAAGACAGCCAAGUACGACGCAACAAGCGCUCUUCACCGAGGAGAUGCUCUUUAUACUCUAACCAAAAAACAUGAAUUUAAAGAAGAAGAGCACUCAAGGAGUCACUGGCGACCAAUUGGUUGGGAUAGGCUCUCUGAGCUUGUUCAGACAGUGAAGGUUGAUGGUGAGUGGUCAGUGCAGAACGUUGAUGUAGAUCAUGCAACGGUUGCUGAGCUGGCUGCUCCUUACUGGGACCGACCACUCGCGGGUCCCACGUGGUGGUGCCACGUUGAUGCUAGCCAUCAAGGUGUCGCCUCGUGGCUGCGUAAUGCCAAGUGGUUGCAUCCGGCUGUUAGUGUGGCUCUAAGGGACGAGAGCAAGUUGAUUAGUGAACGGAUGAAACAUAUUUUUUAUGAGGUUCCGGUUAGAGUUGCUGGUGGGCUGUUGUUUGAGCUGUUGGGGCAAUCAGCUGGUGAUCCUUUUAUAGAAGAAGAUGACAUUCCCAUUGUCUUGAGGUCAUGGCAGUCACAGAAUUUUGUAGUGACUGCGUUACAUGUUAAGGGGUUUGCUUCGAACAUUAGUGUGUUAGGUAUUACAGAAGUGCAGGAAAUGCUAAUUGCUGGUGGAGCCUGCAUUCCAAGAACCAUACAUGAACUUAUAGCGCAUCUUGCAUGCCGCCUUGCUCGCUGGGAUGAUAGGCUAUUUAGGAAGUAUAUAUUUGGUGCAGCAGACGAAGUUGAGUUGAUGUUUAUGAACAAGAGAAUGUACGAGGAUCUAAAUCUGUUUACUAUAAUCUUGAAUCAAGAAAUCAGAAGGCUUUCCACCCAGGUCAUACGAGUGAAAUGGUCGCUUCAUGCAAGAGAAGAGAUUGUGUUCGAGCUGCUUCAGCAACUAAAAGGCAACACAGCAAAAGACUUGCUUGAAGGAAUAAGAAAGAGCACACGCAAUAUGAUCAAUGAACAAGAAGCAGUCCGUGGCCGCUUAUUCACUAUCCAAGACGUCAUGCAAAACACCGUUCGAGCUUGGUUACAGGAUCGAAGCCUGACGGUUACACACAACCUAGGAAUCUUUGGAGGAGUUGGCCUUUUGCUGACAAUAGUGACCGGUCUGUUUGGGAUAAACGUAGAUGGCAUACCAGGAGCUGCAGAUUCUCCACAAGCCUUUGCACUUUUCUCAGCCAUUCUUUUCUUCUCAGGUUUUGUUUUAGUGGUCGGGGCUUUGCUCUACCUUGGACUCAAGGAGCCAGAGGCAGAAGAGAACGUGGAGAUUAGAAAACAAGAGCUUGACGAAAUGGUCAAGAAGUUUCAAAGAGAAGCUGAGUCUCAUGCGCAGGUCUUCCAGAAAGUUCCUCAGAAUAUAGAACGCACUGGUACUAGUAGCAGUAGUAGAAUGUUAGUACAUGAUCCAAAUGGUUACGUUCUCUUGGACUGAAAAUCAAAUAAAAGUUUGGUUCUCUUGAUGAUA
Brassica oleracea var. oleracea is the source of this 1624-nucleotide messenger RNA. RefSeq lists its product as uncharacterized. Bases 113 to 1591 code for a protein of 492 amino acids. Gene Ontology annotation, cellular component: membrane. Gene Ontology annotation, biological process: metal ion transport; transmembrane transport. The transcript has 9 exons. NCBI's taxonomy places the organism in Eukaryota, Viridiplantae, Streptophyta, Magnoliopsida, Brassicales, Brassicaceae. Gene Ontology annotation, molecular function: metal ion transmembrane transporter activity. The record is from RefSeq and is a predicted model, not a curated record.